This is a messenger RNA of Talaromyces atroroseus, 2460 nucleotides long. RefSeq lists its product as hypothetical. Lineage: Eukaryota; Fungi; Ascomycota; Eurotiomycetes; Eurotiales; Trichocomaceae. The transcript is spliced from 2 exons. Bases 1 to 2460 code for a protein of 819 amino acids. Gene Ontology annotation, molecular function: shikimate 3-dehydrogenase (NADP+) activity; 3-phosphoshikimate 1-carboxyvinyltransferase activity; 3-dehydroquinate dehydratase activity. Gene Ontology annotation, biological process: chorismate biosynthetic process. The record is from RefSeq and is a predicted model, not a curated record.
AUGUCUCCCCAGCUGUCGUCGAAGCGGGCCUCGACCAAACUGCACUUGUCGAACACGCCGCCCUCUAAGCGAAGCUUCGCGCCCGACGCGUCCCUGGUCUUAGUGGGCAUCCGGGGCUCGGGCAAGCGCUCCCUAGGAUUCAUCGCCGCCGCCGCGCUGAAUCGCCGGUUUAUCACGGAGGACUAUUAUUUCAAAGAAGCCACGGGUCUCACGCGCCAUGAGUUCUUGCUCCAAUUCGGCAGCCAUGAAUUCCAGCGGCGGGACGUCGAGGUUCUCAAGAUGAUGCUUGAUAACAACCGGACGCAAUGUGUGAUUGAAUGUGGGCUGGGCAGUUUGACGCGCGUUAUUCAGGACCAUCUUCGUCGCUAUUCGCUCACGAACCCCGUGGUGUAUAUCCUUCGGGAUAUGGAUCAGAUUCAGCGCCUGCUACAGUUACAGGACUUCUCCGUGAAGCGUCUGGGAAACGGCGACCCCUACCAUCGCACGUGCUCCAACUUUGAAUACUACAAUCUAGAAGAGCGGAUUCCUGCUGAUCUACCACGGGAUGAGGGAACUCCAGAUCGCCGCUCGGUGACUUAUUCAUUCAAGCUAAAAGACGCCAAAGAAGACUUCACCCAGUUUGUGCGUUUUAUCACGGGAGCAAUGACCACUGAUCCCGGGUUGGACUCUCCUUUUGUUCUGCUAGAAACGCCCCCCGAAAAACGAUCGUACACUCAUGCCAUUUUUCUUCGACUAUCCGCCCUCAACAAUAACCUAGUGGAUGUCGCAGAACUAGAGUCUGGUGGUGAUGCUAUUGAACUCUGUAUAGAUGCAUGGAAUCCAGGAGCCGUAGCCGCCAUUGCUAAGCAUGUAUCUGUAUUACGCAGGAUAGCAAAGCUACCAAUCAUCUAUUCCAUCGACGUAGACACGCUAGCUAUUGAUCCACGCAGUCCCGACGCCAACCAGCCGGGUGAUACAUACUACCAGAUGCUGGAGCAUGGCCUUCGUCUCGGUGUUGAAUAUCUCGUCAUUCAUCUGGAUCAAGACCACAUGCGCUUGGCUCAGGUGGUUCAAAGCAGGGGAAUGACUAAAAUCAUUGGACAUUACAAUCUGGAACAUUCAUCGAGAAUCUCCUGGGAAGAUGAAGCCUGUUUAUCAAUCUACCUCGAAGCAGAGCGCCUGGGUUGUCAGCUCGUCCGGAUUGUGAACUCCGCUACCACUAGGGAAGAGAAUGACUCGGUGCGCAAAUUUAUUGACCGUGUCAAGGCGCUUUCGGGCACUCAUCCACCAAUCAUUGCGUUUAAUCUGGGGGCGAUUGGGCGAAGCUCCCAGGUGUUCAACAGCAAUCUAACAUCAGUCACACAUCCUGCUAUACCACCUUCCGCGCAAAAGGAGAAAGAUCCCCAAUUAACAUCACACGAUGCGGUCCACGCCUUGGUUCAGAGUUACAUGCUUGACCCGCUCAAGUUUUACAUUCUUGGGGCUAGCAUUGCUUACAGUAUCUCACCGGCAAUGCACAAUGCUGCUUAUGCUAGCUGUGGGUUGGCUCAUGUUUAUCGUAUUCCAGAAGCACCGUCGCUUGCUAAAUUAGAUGAAUGGCGGCAUGACCCCCAUUUUGGAGGAGCUAGUGUUGUUCAACCGUGGCGAGUCCACGUAGCGGGCCAACUACAAUAUAAAAGCCGCCAUGCAGAGGCAAUAGGUGCAAUCAACACGGUGAUGCCGUUGCGAGCGAGUGCGAAUAGACACAUCUAUCCGCUUUCUGAGCAAGCCAGUCGACGAAACGAGGCUGGGCAGAUUGCUGCUUGGUGGGGAGAAAACACUGACUGGAUUAGUAUAAUGGUCUGCUUGCGCCGCAAUCUAUCUCCCAGAAACGCCAUCAGUCCGGUUCGCACCACGGGGCUCGUGAUUGGAGCAGGAGGGAUGGCUAGAGCAGCCAUUUACGCUAUGCUACAGCUAGGAUGCCGCAAGAUAUUCAUUCUUAAUCGGACGUUAUCACGGGCAGAGGAGGUUGCAAGGCAUUUUAAUUCGUGGGUGGCCUCAUCGCACACAGACUCGGAUGCGGCAGUCCGUGUUCUGCGCUCGGCGGAGGAGCCAUGGCCCUCUGAAUUGGCGUUCCCUUCGAUGAUUGUCUCUUGUGUGCCGGAAAAUCGGAUUCAGGGUCAGCCACCGGCGAACUUUGUCAUGCCGGUUCAAUGGCUGGGCAGUCCAUCUGGUGGUGUUGUUGUCGAGUUGGCCUACAAUGCCCUAGAGACUCCGCUGGUUCGCCAGGUGCGCCAGUAUAGAGAGGAAACUGCCAUGCCGUGGGUUUUGGUCGACGGUCUCGAAGUCGUUGCGGAGCAGGGCUUUGCACAGUGGGAACUGAUGACCGGCCGCAAAGCACCACGUCGAUUGAUGAUGACAGAGGUGCUGCGCAAUUAUGUGGGAGAGAGCGGGUCGCUUGAUGAGAAAACGAUCAGGGCCAGGUUAGAAAGUUCGGCAUGA